CAUGAGCCGAACCUAAUUGAAACAACAGAUAACAAGACGGUCUUCUUUGAUGUGAUUAGGUUCGGCUCAUGUGAAGUCCGACGUUUGACCUAGGCCUAACUCUACCAUACGAUUCAUUAGUCUGUCAAGCUCGUACAACCGUUAGAACUCCCAAACAACUUUUUAAAAGUUUUUUUUUUCCUUGGAGACCGUUCAUCUUAAACGAAAAAAAUCCAGUUUCCAUCUCGGUCUGCGCCCUGGUAUUUUGUUUUCUGCUGAUAGAAGGUAAAUAGUCGUGUCUAAUUAUACAGUUCCGCGUGAUGUUUUACUACCCUGGCGAGGAUGCUUCCAUGCAGUGCAACUGUCAAUAAGUCGUGGAUGCUCUGCUGAUUACGGCACUUAUUUGCAUAACAAGCACCGUUAUCUUGGAAAAUAUAUGUUGCAGUAAGCAGUUGAGUAGCUACUGUUCCAAGAAUGACAGCGGCCAUGGAAUUGGCAGAUUCCAAUGAAGUGACAGUCAAAGGGAAUUCUCAAAGCAAGAAAAUCCGUAGGAUUGGUUUAGCUCUAGUCUUCGUUUUCUGUCUUGUUCUGCUAAUUGUAUGUAUAGUGCUAGCAGUCUUGUAUUCGUCUACUGACAGCCAAAAAGCGGGAAAGUCCGAGAUCUGUGAUGAUGAGCAAUGUUUUCGCCUAGGACAAGAAAUGGUACAAAACAUGAAUAAGAACGUUGAUCCUUGCGAAGACUUCCACGCCUAUGCAUGCGGUGGUUGGGAAAGCAGACAUCCCUUGGAAGACAACGCAACAUCAGCAAUGGGUGUGUGGACAAUCGUGUCAGAUGAAAACAACGCCGUUCUCAAAAAGGCUUUGGAAUAUGCUCAUCUGAAUUAUUCAAAGAACGACGCUGUGAUGAAAAUGGUACGUGUGUACGACUCUUGUAUGAACACCAACGCAAUAGAUGCCCUAGGAUUACAGCCCCUCAAAGAUUUGAUCGAAGAAUAUGGCGGAUGGAGCAUUUCGCAUAACUACAACCCAAAUGUUACCGUAGCGCAGCGAAUUGGCAGAGCUGCACGUGAACUGAAUAUYGACUCUUUGUUUGGCAUGGAUGUGCGACCUAAUUUGGUAAACUCUGACAUCAAUGUGCUAAUGUUAAAAGAAUCAAAAUUAGGGCUUAACAAAAGGGACUAUUUGGAUCCUGACGAAGACAGUGCAAAGAAACGCAAUUACUACAAAAACUUCAUGGAAAGUGUGAGCUAUUUUUUUAAUGCGUCUUACGCUAAAAUGGAGGCAAUCUAUGAAUUUGAAAAAAAGCUGGCAAUGAUUGUAAGCGAAAAAAGCCCCGAUGCUGUUUUGCUUGAUUAUAUUAAAACCAUUGCCAUAUCAACUAGAACGAGAAGAAAUACAGUAGACGAGACAAUAACACUUUCCUUGCUUUGCCAAGAGACUGGGUUUCCGUGGCCUGUGCUUAAAGAGGUUUUGGAUGUUCUGUUUGACAGGAAGUUAACUGGAAAUGAAAAAAUCCUUGAUGUGCCUGAACAUACAGACUUUUUGAAUGAGAUUAGUCAUUUGUAUAGUAGAACAAAUCACACACUUUUAUCUGAUUACAUUAUGUGGCAAGUCGUACGUCAAUACGUUGGUGGUCUUCCCGAUCUAUACCGACCUGCAAAUGGCGAUCUUUUAAUAAGCACCAACAUACCACGAUGGAAGCAGUGCAUCAAUGCAAUGUUAGACCCCUUUGACAUGCCACUCGGCCUACUGUUUGUGGAUGUUCGUUUUUAUGAUGAAGCUAAAGUUCAGAUCAGAGAAAUGAUUGAAAAUGCCCGAACUUCAUUCAUUCAGAAUCUACCAACUCAAACUUGGAUGGACAAAGCAACUCAGGAAUUGGCGAAGGAAAAGGCGUUGGCAAUCGCCAUCGGGGAAAUUGGAUAUCCAGCUUACAUCAAGGAUCCUGCAAAACUCAAGGCACAGUAUGAUUCGCUCAACGUAACAGACAGCCUGAUGGACAACAUCAAAGCCGCCAAUCAUUUAGUUAGAAUGAGGACAUUAAAAAACUUUGAGCGCCCAGUGGACAAAAAAGAAUGGACAUUUAAAAGCCCGACCCAAUACAAUGGUUUCUAUGCUGGUUACUUGAAUAAGAUAGGUAAGUUAAUGGACGACUUACCGGGCUUUUCCCUACCAAACGAUCGUUUGCGUGCUAUAUUUAAUAAAACGAGCCAGCUUCGAAUCUAUCGAAAUGUGUGGGUUUAACGUACAGAAUCCUAGUGCGUAGAAGUAUGCAAACAUAUCAAUGUGGUCAUACUUUUGUGCGUUGUGCGUUGUGUUAAAUAUGGUCAAUUAAUUCUUGCUUGUUUUCAUAAUAAUACGGUGAUGCUGCAUGGGUUGAACACGGAAUUGCAUGCAUGUAACGUAACGAAUAUGACUCUACUGUAUACUAAAUCU
Messenger RNA from Actinia tenebrosa (Australian red waratah sea anemone), 2412 nucleotides. RefSeq names its product endothelin-converting enzyme 1-like. NCBI's taxonomy places the organism in Eukaryota, Metazoa, Cnidaria, Anthozoa, Actiniaria, Actiniidae. Gene Ontology annotation, biological process: protein processing. Gene Ontology annotation, molecular function: metalloendopeptidase activity. The record is from RefSeq and is a predicted model, not a curated record. Gene Ontology annotation, cellular component: plasma membrane.